This is a messenger RNA of Drosophila ananassae, 1263 nucleotides long. Its product is annotated as galectin-3. Bases 148 to 846 code for a protein of 232 amino acids. Lineage: Eukaryota; Metazoa; Arthropoda; Insecta; Diptera; Drosophilidae. The transcript has a single exon. The record is from RefSeq and is a predicted model, not a curated record.
AAGAGCCAUCACUUUAUUUUCAAGAAAACCAAAGCGAACCGAGCCGGAUAAUUGCAAAAGAAAGUUUUCACCGUGUCUUGGCCUCGGCAUAAAAGGGGAUUACGAUGAGCCGGAAGCAAACAGUCGCUCCCAGAGAUUGCUACCAAAAUGAACGGUUACGUUGCCACGAAGAAGUCCAUCCUGCUGGUAUCCCUGCUGGUGGUAGCAUCAGUUAGGGCCAAUCCCUUAGCUCAGGAUGAGCAUGCCCGGAAGGAGCGUCAGCUUAAAGGAGCAGCCACCGAUGCGGAUGUCAAGAUGGUGGCCACCAACGUAUCUCCAGCGAUGGCCACUCAGCCCAUGACCAUGACCAUGGGUAUGCCGGUGAAUCAGAUGGCUUUGAACGCCGUCGGCAGCCAGCUGGUGCGGUAUCCCAACUACCCGGGUCUGAUCUAUCCUGGAAUGGCUCCUGGCCUAAAUGGCAUUCCCGGCCUGCAGACGAAUAUUGCCAACACCAACUAUCCCACCAACUAUCCCACCGCCUAUCCGGAUCCCAACUUGGCGGGUGGUGUUCCUGGCUUUGGUGGCUUCGGACCCUACGGAUACCCCAGCCCCCUUCCACCCAUGUUUGGUGGCUCCCUCGGAUAUCCCAAUCCUCAACUGCCCAACGGAUUUGUACCACAGCCUUCGGUGGAUAACUUCCAGGCUCUGAACAGCAUCGUGAACAUGGCCAAUUCCCAGGGACUGGGCGGCGGAUAUCCGGCUCCUCAACCCUUUCCCAUCCAGGCUAACAUGGCCGGAUUGUAUCCGCCGGCCGGUGGCUUCCUGGAACGCAUGAACAUGCCCCAGGCCUAUGCCCCAGGAUUCUAAAUUCAUUCUCGAUCCAUUCUUAAUAAGAUUUAUUUAUUUUAUUUAUUUAGCCAAAUAUACGAACAUUUUUAAAUAAUAUAAAGUAAUGUGUUUAAUCCUUUAUCUUUUUAAAUCAUUUAAAGUUUAAUAAAUAGGUAAAAAUAUUCAAAUUUUAAACUAGCCUCUUGAAACUAAAUAUUUCAAAUUUAAAUCCUUAGCUCUUAUAAGUACGAGUAUAUCCCACUUUCCAGUUCAGAUUCGAAGGCUGUGAGCGCCUUGUGAUCAGCUUGAAGUCUCCUUUGCCCGAAAACUUUGGAUGAGCUCCCCGGGAACGCCAUAUGUAGCCGUUGGGCAAACGGAGAGGCAGCCUUUGUCCUCCGCUCGCUAGGAGGAUGCAGUGCAGCAGCAAAAGAAGCGGAAUCAGCAACAGCUGGCUCC